AUGGCUCCGACCUCCACCCCCAGCCAGGCCGAGCUUGACCGGCGAAAGAUCGUCGGCAUAAACAAGGAGACCGUCACCAACGUUGCAGCGACCGACUUCCCCGGCCACUUCCCUGGCGAAGACCAAGCCUGGGACCUAGACCAGUUCCGUGACAGCCUCGAGAUCAAGUUCCACAAGAACGAGCAGUUUGAUGCUUCCUUCUCUCUCAUCGGCGUCGAUGCAAGCAUCGCCAAUGCCUUUCGGCGCAUCCUGAUCGCCGAGAUCCCCACUCUCGCCAUCGAGCACGUCUUCAUCUCCAACAACACGUCUGUGAUCCAGGAUGAGGUCUUGUCACAUCGGCUAGGCCUUAUUCCCUUCAAGGGUGGCAAGGAGGGUCUGCUCAACUUUAUCAAGUGGUGGAAGGCGCCCGAGACUGGCAACCAGUUUGACAAUUCGUUUGACUACAACACGGUCAAGCUCGAGCUCAGCGUGUCUUGCACGAGGAACCCGGAUGCCGCCAAGGAUGAGACGGACCCUACCAAGCUCUACAACCAUGCGCAUGUCUAUGCCAAGGAUAUCGUCUUCGUACCAGAAGGCAGGCAGGUGCAGUACUUUUCCGGCGACGAUGCCAUCGCGCCUGUAAACCCAGACAUCCUCAUCGCCAAGCUCCGGCCUGGCCAAGAAAUCGAUCUCGAGAUGCACAUGCACAAGGGCAACGGUGCCGACCACGCCAAGUUUUCGCCUGUCUGCACCGCGUCAUACCGUCUGAUGCCGACCAUCACCAUCACAAAGCCCAUCCUGGGCACCGAUGCCGAAAAGUUCGCCAAGUGCUUCCCCGCUGGUGUCAUUGGGUUGGAGCAGGUCACGAAGAAGGAGGCGGCGCAAAAGGGCAGCGGCUACGAAGGCCACGCCGGCGAGAAGAAGGCAGUUGUGCGGGACCCGAUGAAGGACACUGUCAGCCGAGAGUGCCUGCGCCACGCGGAGUUCCAGGACAAGGUGAAGCUCGGCCGCAAGAGGGAUCACUUCAUCUUUUCCAUUGAGAGCACUGGCCAGUGGGACAGCGAUGAGCUAUUCCUCGAGGCUGUCAAGCAGCUCAAGGUCAAGUGCAAGAAGCUCGAGACCCAAGUCAUCAACAUGGCCAGAUAA
Molecule: messenger RNA, 1125 nt
Organism: Thyridium curvatum
Lineage: Eukaryota; Fungi; Ascomycota; Sordariomycetes; Thyridiales; Thyridiaceae
Exons: 2
Coding region: 1-1125 (374 amino acids)
Biological process (GO): DNA-templated transcription
Cellular component (GO): RNA polymerase I complex; RNA polymerase III complex
Molecular function (GO): DNA binding; protein dimerization activity
Source: RefSeq, a predicted model, not a curated record